Messenger RNA from Penicillium cinerascens, 222 nucleotides. RefSeq lists its product as uncharacterized. Bases 1 to 222 code for a protein of 73 amino acids. The transcript is spliced from 2 exons. The record is from RefSeq and is a predicted model, not a curated record. NCBI's taxonomy places the organism in Eukaryota, Fungi, Ascomycota, Eurotiomycetes, Eurotiales, Aspergillaceae.
AUGACUGCCAAUAAGCCAAAGAUAUUGUUUGUCCUUUCUUCGCAUGAAACCGAUGAUGCUUACUGUCAAGAAUUCUACCGCACAAAAAAAGAUCUCUGGAAGAGUACUGAAAAGCUCGCUUCUUUUCUUGGUCGCGCGAAGGACUUUGAUGUCAUUUUCGUUGUGGGGGGCUUCGGACGUAGGCAUUCCCUGUCGUUGCAGUCCUUGCACUUCAUGUUCUAA